Tachysurus fulvidraco (yellow catfish) is the source of this 5651-nucleotide messenger RNA. RefSeq names its product SIN3 transcription regulator family member Ab (gene sin3ab). Lineage: Eukaryota; Metazoa; Chordata; Actinopteri; Siluriformes; Bagridae. Gene Ontology annotation, biological process: negative regulation of transcription by RNA polymerase II. The coding region runs from base 402 to 4250 and encodes 1282 amino acids. The record is from RefSeq and is a predicted model, not a curated record. Gene Ontology annotation, cellular component: chromatin. Gene Ontology annotation, molecular function: transcription corepressor activity. The transcript has 24 exons.
AAAUCGUCCUGGGGUUGUUUUCCCGAUUUGAGCUAAUUAGCACGCUAGCAUGUUCUCGGAGCUCUGGCGCCUUGGAUGGAGGCUUAUUAUAUUUCCCUUUAUUAACACGUCCGUCUCAUUUUUACAGUAUUAAAGCUUUUUUCAUAUCCUUUACAUAUUUCUGGAGUGACUAGAUCCGAACUUAACGAGGAGACUUUGUUGUCUGCGGUCGAGUUACGUCGUGUGUUGUCGUGAAAACAAACACGAACUGCAUUAUAUUCGAGUCGAGACAUCUUGCUAAUUUAAUGCCUGACCAGCUAGUUAGCGAGCUUAGCAUCUGGUAACCGCUCAGUCCUCGAGGAUCUGGACAGUUCCUUUUCCUGGGAAUGAGAUUGUCUUGAGCUGUGGAGUAUGAGUACACAAUGAAGCGCCGUUCGGACGAUCAGGAAACAGCGUUUGGGUCUCAGCGGCGGCUCCCCGGAGGCACAGAAAACUUUCACCGUGUUGUUGCCGCUGCAUCUUCCACCUACGGGGCUGCCUCAGAAAACAUGCAGCCUGCAGCUGGUGUGCAGUACUCUCAGGUCUCUCCGGCUUUUCAGGUGCCCUUGGCUCAGAGCUCUGGAGGACAUGGACAUAGUGACGGUCCUGCAGUGCACGCUGGCGCACAUCAUCACGGCCCCGUGGUCCAGCCUACAGGAGCCGCCGUGGGUCAGGGUCACUCUCAUACCCCGCCUGCUUCUGCUCCAACACCAGGCCAGCAGCAGUUCCAAAGGCUUAAGGUGGAAGACGCUCUUUCCUACCUUGAUCAAGUGAAGCUCCAGUUUGGAAAUCAGCCUCAAGUCUACAAUGACUUCCUGGAUAUAAUGAAAGAAUUCAAAUCACAAAGACUGGAAAUUCUACCGGACUGGAGGGUGGAAUUUGCCCAAAAAAAAGGCAUCGAUACACCAGGAGUGAUUAACAGAGUGUCGCAGCUAUUUAAGGGCCAUCCAGACCUCAUCAUGGGUUUUAAUACCUUCUUGCCUCCUGGCUACAAAAUAGAAGUGCAGACGAACGACUUGGUGAACGUAACAACCCCAGGCCAGAUCCAUCACAUCACGCCACAUGGCAUUUCAGUGCAGAACAUUCCCAUUCCGCAGCAGGCUGUGGUGCACCAGAGCCAGAUUUCGGCUCCUACCAGCACCGCUGCUCUGCCCAUGCCCAGCCAGCCUACGCCUGCCAAGAUCAGCAAGCCCAUGCAGUCUCCUGCCCUAACCCCAACUAGCCAGCACAAUCCGUCCAUCCCGUCCUACGCCUCGCCCCGCUCCCCUUCAGUCCAAUCUCAUACGCCAGUGAGCAGCACACCUGCCAGUGCUCCUCCAUUGCAAAACAACCAGCCUGUGGAGUUUAACCACGCCAUCAACUAUGUCAACAAGAUCAAAAACCGCUUUCAAGGCCAACCAGACAUUUACAAAGCCUUUCUGGAGAUUCUGCAUACAUACCAGAAAGAGCAGCGGAAUGCAAAGGAAGCAGGUGGGAACUACACUCCAGCUCUUACUGAACAGGAAGUGUAUGCUCAAGUAGCCAGGCUGUUCAAGAACCAGGAGGAUCUGCUGUCUGAGUUCGGACAGUUCCUACCAGAUGCCAACAGUUCUGUGUUAUUGGGAAAAACAAGUACAGAUAAGCCUGAGUCUGUUCGUGUGGAUGCCAGUGGUGUCUUGAAGAGGCCUCAGCUCAACAACAACAAGCAGCAGAGAUUUAACCAGAACGGCUGCCAGAAUCGUAGACACUCCGGACCUGGUUCUGCUCCGCCUUUAAAGAAAAAGCCAAAGUUGAAAGAACACCCAGUGGCUGAAGGCAGUAAAUUUGGAAUCGGCACUGAAUCAUUGUUUUUUGAAAAGGUGAGGAAAGCACUAAGAAGUGCAGAGGCCUAUGACAAUUUCCUACGUUGUUUAGUAAUCUUCAAUCAAGAGGUGAUCUCCCGAGCAGAGCUAGUGCAGUUGGUGCUACCUUUCUUAGGGAAAUUCCCAGAGCUGUUUACUUGGUUCAAAAACUUCCUGGGCUACAAAGAGUGUGCCCAAAUAGAGAGCUUUCCCAAAGAGCGUGCCACAGAGGGCAUUGCUAUGGAGAUUGAUUAUUCAUCCUGCAAGAGACUGGGUUUCAGUUACAGAGCUCUGCCUAAGAGCUUCCAGCAACCCAAAUGCACAGGGAGAACUCCAUUGUGUAAGGAAGUUCUGAACGACACGUGGGUGUCUUUCCCAUCAUGGUCCGAGGACUCCACAUUUGUUAGCUCUAAGAAGACACAAUACGAAGAGCACAUAUACCGAUGUGAGGAUGAGCGCUUUGAGCUGGAUGUGGUGUUGGAGACAAACCUGGCCACUAUCCGUGUUUUGGAGACUGUUCAGAAGAAACUUUCACGAAUGUCAGCAGAAGAACAGGCCAAAUUCAGGUUGGACAACACUAUGGGAGGCUCGUCCGAGGUCAUUCACCGCAAAGCCAUUCAGAGGAUAUACGGAGAUAAAGCUGCAGAUAUAAUUGACGGUCUUAAGAGAAACCCCGCUGUCUCUGUACCUAUUGUUCUAAAAAGACUGAAAAUGAAAGACGAAGAGUGGCGCGAGGCUCAAAGAGGCUUUAACAAGAUCUGGAGGGAGCAGAAUGAGAAGUAUUACCUCAAGUCAUUAGACCACCAGGGUAUUAACUUCAAACAGAACGACACGAAAGUGUUCCGCUCCAAGACAUUGCUCAAUGAGAUCGAGACUCAGUAUGAUGAGCGGCAAGAAGCAUCAGAGGACAACGGCUCCUCUCCAUCAGGCCCUCACAUGACUCUGCCUUAUGAAGAUGGACAUAUCCUGGAGGACGCAGCUUCCCUCAUCAUCCACCAUGUGAAGAGACAGUCCAGCAUCCACAAGGACGACAAAUAUAAAAUCAAGCAGGUCAUCUACCACUUCAUCCCUGACAUGCUGUUUGCCCGUCGCGGUGAGCUUUCUGAUGUGGAAGAGGAGGAGGAAGAGGAGGAGCCAGAUCCUGACGACGAUCGAGUGAAGAAGCCUAACGGUACACCUCAGCCCAAAUCCAAGCUGCUGUUCAGCCACACGACGCCGGCCCAGCAGAAGCUAAGCACUUCCGACGAAGCCUACAACCUCUUUUACGUCAACAACAACUGGUACGUCUUCCUGCGGCUUCAUCACAUGCUGUGCUCCAGGCUGCUGCGCAUCUACAACCAGGCUGACAAACAGAUCGAGGAGGAGACCAGGGAGAGGGAGUGGGAGCGAAAUGUACUAGGGAUCAAGAGAGAGAAGAAUGACAGUCCAGCUGUCCAGCUGCGCCUGAGGGAGCCACUGGACGUCGACGUUGAGGACUACUACUCCGCCUUUCUGGAGAUGGUGCGCAAUCUUCUGGACGGAAAUAUGGAGACCUCACAGUAUGAGGACCAGCUGAGGGAGAUGUUCACCAUCCAUGCCUACAUUGCCUUCACCAUGGACAAGCUCAUCCAGAGCAUCGUCAGGCAGCUCCAGCACAUAGUGAGCGAUGAGAUCUGCGUUCAGGUGACAGAUCUUUACCUCAAUGAAUGUUCCAAUAAAGCAACAGGCGGAACCACAUCCACUCAGUCACCCAGGGCCAGUGCCGAAACCAGCUACCAGCGCAAAGCCGAGCAGCUAAUGGCAGACGAGAAUUGCUUCAAGCUCCUAUUCCAGAAGAGCAAGGGGGGUGUUCAGCUGGAUGUGGAGCUGCUGGACACAGAGGAGGAAAACUCUGAUGAACCCUUGGAGUUUGAGCGUUGGCCGGAUUACGUCGACCGCUACCUGAACACGGACUCUGCGUCCCCGGAGCUGAGGGAGCAGCUCUCACAGAAGCCUGUGUUUCUGCCCAGGAACCUUCGACGGAUCAGGAAGUGCCAGCGAGGGCAACACGUACAGAUGAGAGAGGCAAGCGAAGCGGCUAAGAAAACCGCCGACGGUGCCGAGGACCCGAAAAUGGAAUGCAUGUUUAAGCUCAACUCCUACAAGAUGGUGUACGUUAUUAAGUCAGAGGAUUACAUGUACAGACGCACGGCGCUCUUGAGAGCCCAUCAGUCCCACCAGCAAGUCAGUACACGGCUGCACCAGCGUUUCCAGACCUGGUUAGACUCAUGGAGGAAGAAUCGUGUGACCAACGAGCAGGCCACCAACAAUCACAGGUGGCUGAUGGGGGAAGGCCAAGAGGGGCUGCGGGCCUGUAAAACAAGCUGUCAACCUUGCAUCCUUCACUUUCAGGCCAUCAACAGAUACAGGGUCACCUACAGCAGCACUCCAUAACACUUCACUCUGUCCUUCUGCCAUUUCUGAGAGCUGGUGCUUUUAUGUGUUUUUUUCUUUUAUUUAUAUAUAUAUAUAUAUAUAUAUAUAUAUAUAUAUAUAUAUAUAUAUAUAUAUAUAUAUAUAUAUUAUAUACUGGUUGCCAUGGAGCUCUUUUCAGACUCCUUAAUCUUGUCCAUUUUUAUCUUUUUUAACUUGUAGAUCGAAACUUCUUAGUACAUCCUCAUGUUUUCUCAGUCACCAUAAAGAAAAAUAUUUGACAGAUUUUUUUUUUAUUAAUUCCGCACAGUAAUUAAAGUCUGAAGCUAAUCAUGAAGAUGUACUAUUAAUCUUGCACAAGUCAAUGUGUAACUUUUUUUUAUUAUUAUUUCUAAUGUCUUGUGAAUUAGUAUUUUAUUUUUAUUAUUAUUAUUAUUUUAUUAUUAUUAUUAUUUUUUUUUGCAAUAUGCCCCCAUUGUUUGCGAUUUUAUUUUUAUUCUUAUUAUUUUCUUGGUUCAGUGUUAACCAUGUCCUCAUAAACACUAUUGUGAAUUGCAGCCAGACUUGAACCGUGGAAUAAGUAGGAGACAGAAUGUACUGACUGAGAAGAAAAAGCUUCUUGAAAGCUUUUCGUACGAGAUCAUGCAACAUGGUCAGGCGUGACGACAUUGUCCAUGUAAAAGCUCUGUGCUCUAAAAUAUUUCUAAAUCCCUGAAGAUAAUCAUGCAUUAACGGUUAUCUAAGAUACCAGCUUCAAGAUAAGACCGCAGCCACAGAAUAGAUGAAAUUGUAAAUAACUCUGUAUAUACUCCAGACUGUUUAUAUUCAAAUGAACAUUACAAUGUAGUUCACCUUUUAGACUUUAUUAUCUUAGAAGAUGUGACUGAUGCUGGUCUGUAUAUUAUAAACGAUUACCUUUUUACCAAAGGAAGUUAUUGUUAUAAUGUUUUUUCUUUUUUUUUUCCUUUGUAUUUCAUUAUUUUUGUAAAAUUGUUUUAUCAUCCCUUUGUGGUCAUUGCUUGUCUGGGCUUUUAAAGAAUGUUCUCUAUGUAGAAAACCCUUUUCUUUUUUUUCUUUUUCUCCCCGAAGUCGUUUGAAGGAUUUUAACUCAACCUUUUAUGGAAAUUUGUGACACUGCCCGUGCUAAUAAUAUACUGAGUAGAAAUUAGAUACUCUUCAUUGUUCUUGUCCUGUUUUGCCUCCCUUUCUAGUCCAAAUCUAAAAAGUCGUGAAACUUUCAUUUUACCCCACUUUUCUUGUGCCCCUUGCAGUGAUGGCUGCUGAGAAAAGUGUAUUUAGAAAAGAAAAUGAAAAAAUGGCAUGUUUCUAUGUUCUCAUGUACAGACUUUUAUAUUCAUUAUUGUUUUAAAGAUUGAAAUAAAACAAAUUGUAGUUAACAGUAAAAUUCACAUGGGAAACAAA